AUGCAGAUCGAUCCGGCUGCUCUGAGUCGGACAGACUCGGCCUCCACUACAAUAGCCUCGUCUAAAAGCACUGCUCCAAAUGCUCCGCCAACGCAGAAGUCUACCAAAGCCCUCAUUUCCGUGCCGCGCCUGGAUCUUGAGCCCAUCUACACCGAGCUGAAGGCCGCCAUCGGCGACAAUUGGGCUGACUACAAGGAAGCUACUUCCCUCUUUCUUCUAGUUUCUGUCUCUUAUCUUACAAUAAGCCUCGGUCCCACUUUUAACCUGAAUGCGUAUGCUGACGCCGCCCUUCUCCCCCAACGAACAGGACAACUGAACCAAAGCGAAUUGUCGUCGCGAGUCGAUCAUAUAAUAUGCGCCGAUCAAAAAACCGAGCAUCUACAUAACAAUUUCGUAUGCGCAAUCAUUGGCAAUCUUACACGGGAUCUUCCGGAUCAUGGUGUCGCAAGUUGGGUGUCGGCGAACGACAAGCCGUCCGUCGUGUCAAAGCCGACAUCGGGCGAUGCCGCUGAACAAAGGCUCAAGACGGAGGUUAUGCAACUCCCUCCCCGGGAUCGUCGACGAAUCAAAGCUAUUCCCGAGCGUGACCCCCAUGAACUGUCGCCGAACGAACUGGAGGAGUAUCAUCUGGCGAAACAGAUCAAGUUGCCAAGUCAAGUACCAGCUAGUGCGGGCGGGUUGAAUAAGACAAACUGGGAACUCGAAAUUCGAAAACGAUAUGCACAACCUCUGGCGUCAGAGUCCGGCGAAUUCCCGGACGCCGAAUCUAUCCACGCACGUAUGGUUCCCAUCUGCUACGAAGAAUCCAUUGUCAGUGGUGCAAGCCUUCCCUGUGCCGAGUUCAUGGCGAUCGCAACGGAGACUUUUGUCAAGGAAGUUCUAUCCGUAGUGUUCUCACGGACGAGAUCGAACGGCCCUUCAGGGACAAUAAACGGCAUGAUGAUGCGCAAGUACCGACAGCAGCUCGAAAGUGAGGAAUUGGCUUUCACGCGAGGAGAGAUCGUCAAGGAUAGCGCGACCGGUCUUCUCCCAGUCGAGGCCAAGGAGGCAAGCACCCGAAAACCCUUGGGCGUGCGAGAUCUCCGAUUAUCCUUGGAACUCGGCGGCGGUGUCCUGAGUCAUAUGCCUCUACUCGUGGAUCAAAUCAUGGGUGGGUAUCUCGAGGAUGAGUUAGAAACAGACAAACAGGACCGGGUCGAGGAGGCGGUCGACGUCCCCGACGCGAAGCCCGACAGUUUCAUGGACGAAAUGGACGUGGACGAGGCAAAAUUCGACUGGGAAGGCGGGACAGUCACGGAUCGGGAGCAAUUGGGUGCCUUGCUGGAUGAAUGUUUGUCGAUGGCCUCGUGA
Messenger RNA from Aspergillus niger, 1350 nucleotides. RefSeq lists its product as uncharacterized. Gene Ontology annotation, biological process: regulation of transcription by RNA polymerase II. The record is from RefSeq and is a predicted model, not a curated record. Gene Ontology annotation, cellular component: SAGA complex. Lineage: Eukaryota; Fungi; Ascomycota; Eurotiomycetes; Eurotiales; Aspergillaceae. Bases 1 to 1350 code for a protein of 449 amino acids. Gene Ontology annotation, molecular function: transcription coactivator activity. The transcript has 4 exons.